AUGGGCCUCCACGAGUCCGAGCCCGCUGCGAUGGACGACGCAGCGAGCUUGCCACCGCCAGCAGUGCUUUGGCCUGCGAGGCCGAAGCGGGCGCCGCGUCGCACCAGUUGCGGGCUCGACGCGGCGUCCAACUGUUCUGGCGUUGAUUCGGUUGCUGCCGCUAGCACUUCACGUGACUUCACCUCCUUGUUCGAGGACAGUCAGCAAUCAUUGUCGGAUGUGGCGUCUGCCAUCCCAAGCGGUCGAUCGAAACGGAGGCGCUUGCGGAUGUCCGACGAAUGCGGUUGCGACGGUGGGGCCGACACUCAGUCAGACAUGAUGGCGCUAGGCGCGGAUGGCGAUGGCGGGUCUCCCGACAAAUCUGGCACCGACAGUGAUGACCAGCCGUGCCCUGGGUGCAACAGGACUCGGGAUGGGAAGUGCUUUUUCAACGCUGGUGCGAAGACGCCUUGGGCCUUCCCCAACGGGCGCGGCCCGUGGUGCAAGGACUGUUACGGGUGCUACAGGCUGUUCUUCUCUGAGACUAAGACCCUCGUCGUUUUCAGGGCGCACCUGCAGACUGAAGAUGGCAGAGCAGAAUGGAGCGUGUACUUCGUUGCCUACAUCAGCCUCCGCUACGAGAUCCGUGACGGCCGCAUUUCCAGGACAGCAGGUGACGCCAGGGUGGGGGUCAUCAAGUUCCUCUUCAACAUCUUGCGCAUGCCCGCCCAGCCGUUCGUCAUCCAGACGUUGGCCAAAUGCAUUGCAGACGGCGACAACAUCGAGAACUUGGUCACGAUCAGGGGCGACGACGGGAAGUGCAGCCUCGGCGUGUUCAAGACGGCCAUCGAGGCCGUCUCCGACGUUGGUUGUUUCCACAUCGACCUCGGCAGUUUCGACACGACCGCGAAGCUCAUCAGGCCCAUGUUCAGCCAUUCCGAGGCGGAUGUCGACAUGUACAGGGCCGCGUUCGACGGGAGCGCCAAGGCGGACUCAGUGAUUAUCCGCGCUGGCGCCGCAGGCAGGGUUCUCGAGCAGGACCCGAGGGUCGCCAAGCUGGAUGCGCAGCUCGCCGCGAUCAUCAAGACGUUCGAGGUGUUCUCACAGGUGAGCGCGUGGUACAACGCAGGAGGAGGUGUAUCCAGGAGGGAUGCGAGGAGCGAAUGCGGAUGGCAAGUGGCGGAGGUGGGCUGGUCGUCGGAGGAUGACGGGAGGCAGGCGGCAGGAGGCACCACGGCGAUGGAGGAGGUCAACUGGUCCGAUGUCGCGAAGGAGUCGAUGAUCACGCCCUUGCUGGGCAAGCUGGGUCAGCUGAGGAUCGUUUUCGUUUCGGAGUCCAGGGGCGACCUCGUCGAUGCCAUCGACAGGUGGACACAUGCUCUGACAGGCGCCAAGACGGCCUUGAAGCAGCAUCGGACUUUCAAGAAGUCUAAGACCUACGCCAACACGGUUGCCAUGUCAGAAGAGUUGCCUGAGCUCGCAAAGAAGUUGCGUGAUGACAUGAACAUACAGCCGCACCCGUCCUUCAUCUUGAUCGCCAGUAAGGCAUUCUACCUAAAGCUGAGCCAGCAGUCAAAGAGCUUCCUUGAUACCCUCACUGCGCUGAACGCUGAUCCAGUGUUUGCUGCCGUCGCAGACGCCACCGACCCGAACACGCUGGACAUGUGGAUGAACGACUUGUUUAGCAUGUACUUUGUCAACAUUGGCUUGGAUGAGGACGGUGCAGCCACUGAGGACGACAUCACUCAGAAGCUGAAGGGCAUCUCUGCGGACCUGUCGGGCGCGCACGAGAUGUUGAAUGCGUUCGAUGACAAGUUCAAGUCGCACAAGUUCGUGAGCGAGCUCACGAUGAUAGGUUCUCUCUUCCAGCUGUGUGUGGCGACGCGCUUGGUCUCUCCCGAGUUGGCAGCACCAGGCCCGUCGAUCGUGCGAUGGGCCAGGGACGGCGUGCAGUCUUCCGAGCGCUUGCGGGGCAUCAGCAAGAAUAUGAAGAAUUCAGUGAUCGGCCAGGAGGUCUCGUCUGCAGUGUCAGUCAGCAUGCAGCGCAAUGCCCAGGACGACGUGGCCGACGACAAGCUCAGGGACGCGAUGUCGUUGAUGGCGUCGACUGCAUUCCCGACGACAUCAACGGACGACACCAACCGCAUCACCAUCAGGAACACCGAGGUGGUGGCAACAUUGUCGAUGGUCGAAGUGGUUGAGAGGGGAUUGAAGCUGGUUGCGGAGUGCCUUGCCAUGUGGUCGCCCAUCCGUGCAGUGGAGCAGGCGCCGAAGGUCUUGGAGUGCAUGACGUUGGUGAGGGACGCCUUGGAUAUGUUCGACUUCGUGGCUGCGCUUCUUCUUCAGGACCAUUUCUCGCCGCUGGUGGACACGCUUGAUUCGGCAGUGGAGGGCGGCGCUCUCGACCAGUCUUCGUUCGAGGACGUCUUGGGCAGCAAGCAGAAGCUGGUCGCAAAGGUGGUCCACAAGGUGUUGCCCACGUUCGAGCGGGGCUGUCUGGGCAACAUCAUGCCGUCCCUCGAGACGAUCACCAAGGCCUUCCCUGAUGAUGCCAUGGACGAUAGCCGAUCCAUCGCCAUCUUGCUCCAGGCGUCCCUCGCACACAACGCGCGCGUCCGCGAAGCUGCCAUGGCCUACUUCAACGCUGUGAACAACUUGGCCCGCCUGGGAGGCAGCAAGAGCAGCGCUUGCGGCACUGGUGGGAAACGAGAUGCCCCUGUUGACCCUGUCUUCUGGCAGGCAGUGAUCAACGUGGUGACCAGCGCCAAGAAGAUGGCGUCGUUCUCCAAGUUCAAGUUCGCGCACGAGAUGGUGAUUGACGAGACCAUGUAUCAGUGCGAAGGCAGGGGCGGCAUGUGUUCAUGGGGCCCCUGGGCGCUGCGUCUGGCUUGGUGCGACCUGUGGCUGUGGCUUGCAGGCUCCCUCAAAGGGCUGGGGUCCGACAGCGACAACUGGACCAGCGGACUUGCAGCCACCUCGUUUCCUGAUGUUGCUCGGUCUGCUGGUUUCCCCGUGAAGGUAGAGAAGGUGAUCAGGGGCAUGUUCGAGAUUUCGUACUCUGAUUGGUCCAAGUUGGUUCCCCUCAGCGAGUUGGGAUGGCCUGCUGAUGUUCCUGACGAGGAGUCCCCACUUCGGUCUCAGCUCGCGAGCUUCAUUGUUGGCGGCGCCGCGCCAUGCAAAGAUGAGCUGGCCUCGGUAAGGAAGCAGGUCCUUGAGUCGGUUGAGAAGUUGACGCAUCGCGCCGCUGCCUUCGGUGGAAUCCUCAGUGGCAUGGCCAUGGACCUCUUGAACAGCAGCACCAACAACUUGGACGUGGCGGGGCUCCUCCAGCCGAUCAAUGGCUACUCGGAAGUGUGGGUCCAAGCCGUAGACGUGGACGCCUUCGUUCGGUUGUUCAACUCGUUCUACGAGGCGGGUGCCAUCCUUCACUACUUACACGAGGCUGUUUUCACGACGGUCGAGCCCCUCAGCCCCUCGGAAGUGUGCGACAAGGACAUGUCAAUCAAGCAGUUCUACGAGACAGUAUUCGACCUGCUGUCGGCAUCAGCGGCCUCUGCGAGGUCUGCGAUCCAGCUCAUGAGCGUGAGCGAGGUCAACGGGAUUUGGUUCCAGGACUGGCCGACCAUGGAGCGCUGGCUGGACUCGGUAGAUACGGUUGCCGCGAGGUGCAAGUCAGCCCUGUUCAGGGCCGUGGUGCAGAACUUGUCGAAGGCUGCUGCCAGGGACGAGCGGCUCGCGCCGAACUUCAGGAGCAUCGUGAACGAGAAGACCUACGCAUCGUCCAUGGCGAAGAAGACACUCACGAAGCCUGCGCUGCCGAAGGCCAUCAAGCCAGCGACGGUCGCUCUCGGCAAGGCGCUCGACGACGCGAGGUCGUUGCAUGAGGACUGGCGGCUGACUCCGGAGAUCGAGGACGACGAAGCGGUGAGCUCGGACUGGGAGCAAGCGGUUGCGAUUCACAACGCGUUGAAGGAGAGCAUGGUGGUGAUCAUCGCAGUCCAGGUUGUGGAGGACAAGGGCGCAGACAGCCAGUUCGCUGACGCGAAGGCGCUGCUCGACGACGAGAAGAUGAAGAGCUUCCUCCCCGCGGCGCUGGUCAAGCAGCUUGAGCCUCUGGCCUCGAAGGCGAAGAAGCCGACUGAGGUCAAGACCAGCGCCGCUGGCACCAGCAAGGCGGCCUCGAGCCGCGGGUGA
Messenger RNA from Prorocentrum cordatum, 4173 nucleotides. The record is from the annotation of a GenBank genome assembly. Lineage: Eukaryota; Dinophyceae; Prorocentrales; Prorocentraceae.